Osmerus eperlanus (European smelt) is the source of this 1249-nucleotide messenger RNA. Its product is annotated as transmembrane protease serine 3-like. Gene Ontology annotation, biological process: proteolysis. Gene Ontology annotation, molecular function: serine-type endopeptidase activity; protein binding. The record is from RefSeq and is a predicted model, not a curated record. The transcript has 10 exons. NCBI's taxonomy places the organism in Eukaryota, Metazoa, Chordata, Actinopteri, Osmeriformes, Osmeridae. Gene Ontology annotation, cellular component: membrane. The coding region runs from base 14 to 1249 and encodes 411 amino acids.
GUUUGCGUGCCGAAUGGAGCUGCUGUUUGGAGGGUGCGUGCUAGUGGUAGUCACUCUCACGCUUGGUAUCGGCCUGGGAGUGGGUCUGAGCUGUGAGGGGAAGUUCCGCUGUGGAACAUCAUCCCGCUGCAUCAGCAUCUCGGCUCAGUGUGAUGGAAUUGUGGACUGUGAGGAAGGCGAGGACGAGCUCAGCUGUGUGAGGUUGAGUGGGAAGAGUUCUGUGCUGCAGGUACGUAGUGAAGGGGAGUGGAAGACAGUGUGCUCUGAUGAAUGGAACUCUGCCCUUGGCGUUUCCGCCUGCAAACAACUGGGCUAUGCCAGAUACGUGGAGUCCAGCUCCCUUCCCUGUUCCUCCAUAGAGCAGGACUUCCAGAACAAUCUGAUCUCCAUCAACAUAAACCGUUCUGGAUUGCAGCAGGCCAUUAAGAUCCAUAAUGCCAGCCACCUCAGUAAGACCCAAUGCAGCUCAGGCAGGGUGACCACAAUAAAAUGUCUAGACUGUGGCACCAGGCCUCGCUUUAGCAGACGUAUUGUAGGGGGUAACGUGUCUGCAUCAGGUCAGUUCCCCUGGCAGGUGAGCCUGCACUUCCAGAAUGAACAUUUGUGUGGAGGUUCAAUCAUAACGUCUCAAUGGAUCCUAACUGCUGCUCACUGUGUGUACGGGUUUGCAUACCCUACCCUGUGGGCAUUGCAUGUAGGAUUGAUAGAGCAACCAGUCAACGGAGCUCAGGCUUUGGCUGUGGAGAAGAUAAUCUACCACGAUCGCUACCGCCCAAAAGGCCUGGACUAUGACAUUGCUCUGAUGAAAUUGGCAGAACCACUGAUAUUUAACGGUUAUGUUGAGCCUAUCUGUCUGCCUAACUUUGGGGAGAAUUUUGAAGAUGGAUUAAUAUGCUGGAUCUCAGGAUGGGGGGCCUCGGAGGAUGGAGGCGAGGGCAGUGUUUCGAUGCACUCUGCCCGGGUCCCCCUCAUCUCCACUAAAGUGUGUAGUCAGCCAGGUGUCUACCAAGGCUUCAUCUCCUCCUGGAUGAUUUGUGCUGGCUAUCUUGAGGGAGGAACAGAUUCCUGCCAGGGGGACAGCGGUGGUCCUCUGGCCUGUGAAGAUAUGGCAGUGUGGAAGCUAGUGGGUGCCACUAGCUGGGGGCAGGGCUGUGCGGAGAGGAACAAGCCAGGGGUAUACACCCGCAUUACUCAGUCCCUAUACUGGAUCCAUCUACAGAUGGAGGUGAGUCGGGAAGGGGAGACUUAA